AUGAGUUUACUAAAAAAUGUUCAUCAUGUUCGAUUCGCUACCAAAAGUUUAUGGCAGACUUGUAAAACACUAAUAAAAGGUUUCGGAUUCACGCUCCACUGUUUGUUCAAAUGCGGUUCAGAAAUAAAUCUAGUGCUAAAAAGUAAUCAAUCGGUAAUAAUGCUUAGCGAAAUCAAAACAUUGUCCAGUGUUCAUCACCCAUUUAAGUACCAUUCAGAAAUCAGUAACUGGUGUACAAAACGUGAUGGACCAUGUGACAUUGCUUUAGAAGUAGUUGAUGUGUAUGAAGUUUGUGAAAGGGUUUCCCGGUUUUCUGGGUUUGAGAACAUUCUUUUGGAACCUACUACUUAUGCUGAUUAUGAUGGAAAAAUUGUUUUAGGAGUAAUCAAGUCAUGUGUUGGGGAUUUGCUUCAUACGAUUGUUGACUCGUCACAGUAUAAAGGCUUGUUUUUGCCUGGAUACACAUCGGGACAGAGUGCAAAUGAUGACUUAAAGGAAGCACUAAAUAACAAUGGAUCGAAUCCCAAUUCUUUUGUGAAAUAUACUGAUCAUAUAGCAAUCGCUGGGGAUAUUGGAGAUUCAGAUACUUUUAUGAAUUGGUACAAAACAGUAUUUGGAAUGAAACGCAUAUUCAUUAAUAUACAGGAUGAUGAAUCCCAAGGGUUUAUAGUAAAGUUCAAAAAUACUGGAAUGAUGUUGAAAGCAGUUUGUCAUAAAGAUCCAACUUCGAAUUCUGAUUAUCGUAAUGCAUGCAAAUUUGUCUUUGUUGAGCCCACGAAAGAUUCAGAACCUAGUCAAGUGACUCGAUUUCUACAAGCUAAUUCAGGUCCAGGCUUACAACACAUGGGACUCGCCAUUGAUAACAUUAUAGAUGUAGCAGCUACCUGUCAUCAAAAUGGUAUAAAAUUUAUCACUGCUCCAGACGUCUAUUAUGAAGCUUUAUCUCAGCGUAUCAACUUGGAAGAAUUUUCUUUGGAUUUAGAAAAACUUAAAACAACUGGCAUACUUGUAGAUAAAGAAUUAAACAAUGAAGGUUAUCAAAUAGGAAGUCUACUACAAAUAUUUACUGAACCAUUGUUUCAAAAAGAUGGGUUUUUCAUGGAAUUAAUUGAACGUCGUAAUCAGUCAACUGGUUUCGGUGAAAAUAAUAUCAAUGCUUUAUGGGAAGCAUUGGAAAUAUCACAAACACUGUAA
Molecule: messenger RNA, 1194 nt
Organism: Schistosoma guineensis
Lineage: Eukaryota; Metazoa; Platyhelminthes; Trematoda; Strigeidida; Schistosomatidae
Source: the annotation of a GenBank genome assembly